AUGCUGCGUCGAAAUGCACGGCUUCGGAAGGAGUAUCUUUACAAGAAGGCACCCGCCUUGGAAGACAAGGAAGCCACCACCUUCGACAAGAAGCGGAAGCUCCAGGAGGCCCUGGAGAGUCAGAAGCCCAUCCCCACAGAGCUGCGGGGCGAGGACAGGAAGCUUCGCAAGGUGCUGGACCUUGCGGACGAAAGGACGAAGGAGCAGCGGAAAGCCAUGGACGACGAGUAUGCCUACCUGGGCGUCAAGGACCCGAAGGUGUUGGUCACCACGUCUCGCGAUCCGUCCUCCCGCCUGAGUCAGUUUCUGAAGGAGCUCCGGAUGCUGUUCCCAGGAGCCCAACGGAUGAACCGCGGAAGUUAUGUCGUGAAGGACCUGAUGCAGUUGGCCCGGUCGCACGAGAUGACAGACGUGAUCCUGGUACACGAGCACCGGGGCGAACCCGACGGCAUGGUCGUUUGCCAUCUGCCCUUCGGGCCCACCGCCUACUUCGGCCUCUCCAACGUGGUGCUGCGCCACGACCUGGCGGAAAAGCCCCCGGCCAUGUCCGAGGCCAGUCCCCACCUGCUCUUCCACGGCUUCACGGCCAAGACGGGACUGCGGGUGAAGACGAUCCUCCAGGCGCUGUUCCCACCGGCCAAGCAAGCAGGCGACCGGGUCAUGACCUUCGCGAACCACCACGACGUGAUUCACUUCCGGCACCACAGCUUCGCAAGGCCGAAGGGCCCAGCUGGCGACGGACACCGCUCCCGCGCGAAGGACGUAGCUCUCACCGAGAACGGUCCCAGAUUCCAGAUGAGGCUUUUUCGCGUGGAGCUGGGGACGGUCGACAUGAAGGAUGUGGAGGUGGAGUGGGUCCUCAGACCGUACUUCAACCGGCAGAAGGAGGCCUUGGCCUUGCCGGAGGAAGACGACGAGCAGAAAGCCACCUGA
This is a messenger RNA of Symbiodinium natans, 933 nucleotides long. The record is from the annotation of a GenBank genome assembly. NCBI's taxonomy places the organism in Eukaryota, Dinophyceae, Suessiales, Symbiodiniaceae.